UAUAGUGGCAACAGUCUGCUCACCGCAUGAAAGAGUUGGAAUAAUUCUGUCUUGUUUGUCGGCUGGAAUUUUUAACAUUUAAUUUGCAACCAUGGCUAGUGUCUCUUAUCACAUAGCUAAUUUGCUGGAAAAAAUGACUUCAAAUGAUAAGGAUUUUCGGUUUAUGGCUACUAAUGAUCUAAUGGUUGAAUUACAGAAAGAUUCUAUUAAGCUGGAUGAUGACAGUGAAAGAAAGGUUGUUAAAAUGCUUUUAAAGCUAUUAGAAGAUAAGAAUGGUGAAGUGCAGAAUCUGGCUGUAAAAUGCCUUGGUCCAUUAGUGAACAAAGUCAAAGAAUACCAAGUUGAAACAAUUGUAGACACAUUAUGCAAUAAUAUGGUUUCUGAGAAAGAGCAGUUGCGUGAUAUAUCUAGUAUAGGUUUAAAAACUGUGAUUGGUGAAUUAUCUCCAGCAUCAACUAAUUUAGUUGCAAGCAUUUGUAAGAAAAUUACUGGGCGAUUGAGCAAUGCUAUUGCAAAGCAAGAAGAUAUUUCUGUUCAGUUGGAAGCAUUAGACAUUCUUAGUGAUUUGCUUAGUAGAUUUGGUGGAUUGCUCAUUAGUUUCCACUUGUCAAUUCAAGAAGCUUUACUGCCACAGUUAGCUAGUCCAAGACUAGCUGUUCGAAAAAGAUCAAUAACUGCAAUUGGCUACUUAGUUAUGAGCUGCAAUCAAAAUCUUUUCAAUAAGCUGAUUGAUGUGUUACUAGAGGAGCUCAGUCAAAAUAACAAUACCUCUACUACCAGAACAUAUAUUCAAGCGAUUGCAGCAAUUAGUCGACAGGCAGGGCAUCGUUUUGGUGAACAUCUAGAAAGAGUAAUGCCCAUUGUUGUUCAGUAUUGUGCUGUUGAAGAUGAUGAAUUAAGGGAAUACUGUCUCCAUGCAUUUGAAUCAUUUGUUAGACGAUGUCCGAAAGAAAUAUCUCCCCAUGUCUCAACUAUUGUAAAACUAUGUCUUCAGUAUUUGUGUUAUGAUCCAAAUUAUAAUUAUGAUGAUGAUGAAGAGGAUGAAAAUGGAAUGGAUAUGGAAAAAGAUGAAGAUGAGGGUGAAAGUGAAGAAGAAUACAGUGAUGAUGAUGAUAUGAGUUGGAAAGUCAGAAGAGCGUCAGCCAAAUGUCUGGAAGCUGUGAUUGCAACCAGACAUGAAAUGCUGUUGGAAUUUUAUAAAGUUAUCUCUCCAGUUUUGAUUUCUCGGUUUAAAGAAAGGGAAGAGAAUGUUAAAGUUGAUAUUUUUCAUGCAUAUAUUGCAUUAUUAAAGCAAACUCGACCAUCUGUUACUGUUGCAUUGGAUUCCGAGUCAAUGGAGCAUGAAGAAGGACCUGUAAGUUUACUUAAGCAGCAGACACCAAAUAUAAUUAAAGCUCUCCACCGACAAUUAAAAGAAAAGAGUAUUAAGACUCGUCAAGGUUGUUUCCUUGUUUUGACUGAAUUAGUGACAGUUCUUCCUGGUGCACUUUCUGACCAUAUGCCUGCUCUCAUACCUGGCAUACAGUUUUCAUUAGGAGAUAAGAACUCCAGUUCCAACAUGAAAAUAGACACAUUAACAUUUCUGAAUUGUUUACUGACUCAUCAUCCCCCAGAAGUAUUUCAUCCCCAUAUUGAAGCCCUUGUAGUACCUCUUAUUCAUGCUGUUGGAGAUGUAUUUUAUAAAAUAACAUCUGAAGCUUUGUUAGUGAUGCAGCAGCUUGUUAAAGUGAUAAGGCCUUUAGACCAGCCAUCUUCAUUUGAUUUUGCUCCAUUUGUGCCUCAAUUGUAUGAAUGUACCCUUGUAAGAUUAAAAGCAGCUGAUAUCGACCAGGAAGUUAAAGAAAGGGCUAUAUCUUGCAUGGGACAGAUAAUUUGCAAUCUUGGUGAUUAUUUGGAUUCUGAAUUGCAAACUUGCCUCCCAAUUUUCUUAGAUCGUCUGAGAAAUGAAAUUACACGGUUGACCACUGUAAAAGCUUUAACAAAAGUAGCUGGGUCUCCUCUAAAAAUAAAUUUGAGGCCCAUUUUAGGUGAAGCAAUGCCAAUUUUAGCAUCUUUCUUGCGUAAAAACCACAGAGCUUUAAAACUGAGCACAUUAACUCUUCUAGAUACUUUGGUGAAGAAUUAUGUCGAAUUUUUAACUCAAGACAUGAUCAGUACUGUGCUGUCUGAACUGCCUCCUCUAAUAAGUGAAAGUGAUCUCCAUAUUUCACAGUUGACAAUGAGUUUGUUAACCUCAAUAUCCAAAGUCCAAAAACAAUCCCUCAUGAAUGUCACAGAAGCCAUUUUGCCAGAAAUUCUAACUUUAGUUCAUUCUCCUCUUCUUCAAGGUGCUGCUUUGAAUUCUAUGCUAGAAUUUUUUCAAUCCCUUGUGAGUAACCAGGUGCCAGGUGUGAGUUAUCGAGAUCUUUUACGGCGUCUCACAGCUCCAGUUUGUUCAAUGAAUGGGCAGCAUGGUACAGGUACUGUUCCUCACCAUACCAUUCAUAAACAAGCCUAUCAUUCCAUAGCUAAGUGUGUUGCUGCAUUAACAAUCACAUGUCCUCAGGAAGCUUUACCAGCUGUUCACCAAUUUUUGCAGGAAUUAAAGGUGAAACGGAAUGUUGAUAGUGUCCAGCUAUUUGCUCUCUUAGCUAUUGGAGAGAUAGGAAAACACAUUGAUUUGAGCAGUAUAACUGAGUUGAAGACUGUACUUUUGGAUUCAUUUUCAUCUCAAAGUGAAGAAGUAAAGACAGCAGCCUCCUUUGCUUUAGGAAGUGUAGCAAUUGGUAAUCUUCCAGAAUACCUGCCUUUUGUUCUAAGUGAAAUUGAGAAUCAACCUAAACGUCAAUAUUUGCUGUUACAUUCACUAAAAGAGAUUAUUAGUUGCCAAUCAGCCAGUCCUGCCACUGUUAAAUUACUUCAACCAUUUAUAAAGAAUAUAUGGGUAAUGCUGUUUAAUCAUUGUGAGUGCACAGAAGAAGGAACAAGAAAUGUUGUUGCUGAAUGUUUGGGCAAGCUUACUCUUAUUGAUCCUGUUAACUUAUUACCAGAAUUGAAAUUUUACCUUAAUUCUGAUUCUGCUCUUGCUAGAAGUACUGUUGUUACAGCUAUGAAAUUUACAAUAUCAGAUCAGCAUCAACCAAUAGAUUCCUUACUCAGAGGGUGCAUUGGUGACUUUUUGCAAACCUUAAAGGAUCCUGAUCUUAACGUUAGAAGAGUUGCAUUGGUCGCAUUCAAUUCUGCUGCACACAAUAAGCCAUCACUCAUCAGAGAUUUAUUAGACACAACUUUGCCAGAGUUGUACAAUGAAACUAAAGUUAGAAAAGAUUUGAUCAGAGAAGUGGAAAUGGGUCCCUUUAAGCACACAGUUGAUGAUGGUCUAGAUAUUCGAAAGGCUGCUUUUGAGUGCAUGUACACACUGUUGGAUUCUUGUUUGGAUCGUCUAGACAUUUUUGAGUUCCUGAACCAUGUUGAAGAUGGUUUGAGGGAUCAUUAUGAUAUUAAAAUGCUGACUUACCUCAUGCUUGUUCGAUUGGCAAUCCUCUGUCCUUCAGCUGUUCUUCAAAGGAUUGAACGACUGGUAGAGCCUUUGCGAGUUACUUGUACUACAAAAGUGAAAGCAAAUUCUGUGAAGCAAGAAUUUGAAAAACAAGAUGAACUGAAAAGAUCAGCAAUGAGAGCUUUUUCUGCCCUUCUGGCUGUGCCUGAUGCUGAUAAAAAUCCUCUAAUGAAUGAAUUUCUCGCUCAAAUAAAAUCUACACCAGAUCUCCAGGUCCUCUUUGAGAGCAUUCAAAAGGACUGUUCUGGGUCUGUGUCAGAAUCUGCUGUUCUCAUGGAUAUCAGUUAAGCUCUCUUCAUCACAGAAUAUUUAUUUUGGAAAUACAAAAUAUGGACGAUUCAUCAAUGAAAGGACCUCAUUACGGUCUUUGAUCCCAGAGGACUGCACUGUUUUUUUAGACAAAACACUAAGAAUGUCUAAUGGUUGAUUUUUGUUACUUACAAGAUAUGUGUCAUGCAAAACUGAAAAGAAAUGCAUCAACAAAAUUUUUCUUAUGAUUAGAAUUGUUUAAAAAAUGCCUCAUCUGAAUUUAAUAAUUUAAUGUUUGUUUAUCUGUUAAUAUUAAUUUUUUUUUCUCUUAUGAAGAUGAAAUUUGUGAAAUACUGAAAAGUUUUUACUAUUAUGUUAUUUUGUGAGUACAUUUGUCUAUUUUCUGUAACUGGAUAUCUUGUGAUUCACAAUAAAAGCUUUUUGAGAAAUGA
This is a messenger RNA of Argiope bruennichi, 4239 nucleotides long. RefSeq names its product cullin-associated NEDD8-dissociated protein 1-like (gene Cand1). The record is from RefSeq and is a predicted model, not a curated record. Lineage: Eukaryota; Metazoa; Arthropoda; Arachnida; Araneae; Araneidae. The coding region runs from base 92 to 3826 and encodes 1244 amino acids. Gene Ontology annotation, cellular component: nucleus. The transcript is spliced from 32 exons. Gene Ontology annotation, biological process: SCF complex assembly; protein ubiquitination.